Molecule: messenger RNA, 288 nt
Organism: Leishmania mexicana MHOM/GT/2001/U1103
Lineage: Eukaryota; Euglenozoa; Kinetoplastea; Trypanosomatida; Trypanosomatidae
Exons: 1
Coding region: 1-288 (95 amino acids)
Source: RefSeq, a predicted model, not a curated record
AUGUCGAGCAGCGCGGGGGCGUCGGCCUCGCCCAUGUCCACCGACCGCUGCUCCUUUUACUGUCCUGUGUGCGGCAUUCAGGUUUCGGACUCGCACGCCGCAGAGGCGCACAAGGCCAGCCGCCAGCAUAAACGCAAGAGCGGCGAAAUCGAGUGGGAGGCGCGGCAGUACAAGAAGGACGCCGAUGUGACACCCGACGACGUGUGGGCGCUCGUGCGGCGCAAGCAGGCCGAACUCCAGGUCAUCCCCUGGAGCGAGCUCAAGUACAGCGAGGAGAGCGCGACAUGA